AUGCAAAUUGGACGUAUCACACCUCCGUAUCCGUACGCGCCAUAUGGUCCGUACCCUCCACCACCUCCAGAAGCCACUACACCAAGCUCCGAGUCCAAUGCCGCGGAAACAAUCGUACCACCGCGGCCAAAGAGGCUUGACUGGACAGCUGCGGAAGAGGAAAAACUGGUGCAUGUUUGGAUUUUUAACUCCAAGGACUCUGUCGCCGGUAAUUGCAAGACCGACACGAGUUUUUGGGGUCAGAUAGCUGAAACCUUCAACUCUACCUCCGAGCCUGCCUGUCGUCGGACCUCCAAGCAACUGAAGGAUCAUUGGAACGCCUACAACAAGGAGGUGUCCCUGUUCAAUGGAUACUACAUCCAAGAAUCAGGGUUACGUCAGAGUGGAGCAGACGAUGAUAUGGUCAUGAAGGCGGCAAUGGAGAGGUACGCCGCAGACAAAAGAGUGACUCACCCGUUCAGAAGGCACCACUGGUGGGAAGUUGUUCGCAAUGAAGCGAAGUGGAAAGGACAACAUGGUCCUAGUAGUGGAACCGAUUCCACAUAG
This is a messenger RNA of Lolium perenne, 546 nucleotides long. RefSeq names its product glutathione S-transferase T3-like. The record is from RefSeq and is a predicted model, not a curated record. NCBI's taxonomy places the organism in Eukaryota, Viridiplantae, Streptophyta, Magnoliopsida, Poales, Poaceae.